ACACUUUUGAGUGAAAUUGUAGAAAACCGUAGAGAAGAAAACAGGAGACGAAUGAACCCCAAUUCACACAGGUACAAAAGAAAUACUCUUUACAUUCUAUUUUCUACAAAAAAAAACCAGAACAAUUCUACGCGAUUUCUUCAUUGACUGCGUUCUCUCCACCACCGCCACCUCCUCCACCACCGCCGCUGCCACCGACCGACGCCCUAGCUCCUACUCACACCUCCGCCACUUAAUGCCUGUCCAAAAGCGCCCCCGAGAAACCCCCACUCCGCCGUCUUCUCCACCGCCACCGCCACCGCCGCUCGAGGUAGAUAAAGCCGAUGAUUCGCUCCAAGGCGGCGAUAAUCGUAACCACGAGCAGCAUGAAAACGCCUCCGAUUCCGACGAGACCUCUUACUCCAGCGAUGGAGAAAAGGACGAAUUUAUCUCCGUGAAGUUGUCUGAAAUACGCAAGGACGUUCAAUGUCCAAUAUGUUUAGGCAUAAUUAGAAAGACAAGAACAGUCAUGGAAUGCUUACAUCGCUUCUGCAGAGAGUGCAUUGAUAAAUCCAUGCGCCUAGGAAACAAUGAAUGUCCUGCUUGCCGUACACAUUGUGCUAGCCGUCGUUCGUUAAGAGAUGAUCCAAACUAUGAUGCCCUGAUUUCUGCUCUGUAUCCAGACAUUGAUAAGUACGAGGAAGAGGAAUCGGCUUUCCAUGAAGAGGAGAAAGCUCGCAAUAAGCAGAUCCAAGAUUCAAUUGCCCAGACCUUUCGUCGACAAGCAGAAGCACUCGGUAAAAAACGUCCAUCGGCCAAAGCUGCAGCUGCAGCAGCCACCACAUCAGACAGAAGACAGGGGCACAAUCGUAAUUUGAGAGGUCGGAGAAACCAGCGCGUCGUCGAACACCACAUAUCAGAUGACGAUGAAGAAGAAGAAGAUGGAACAAACGGUCAAGAUGACAACAGCAAGGACUCUUCUUCGUCUGAAGAGCACUCCCCCGAACUAGUCAAAUUAAGAAAGUACAAAAGAUCUCGUGUAUCUCUCACUUCACAGCCUUCACCACAAGCCAAUGCAGACGAAGGUUGUAAUAACAAUGAUGAAGAUGAAGAUUCAGACAAGGACAAAGAGUCACUAGGUGCAUCCGCUGCACUUGUCCACAGCAGAAAAAUUCUCGGCUGGGGAAGAGGUGGCGCAAGGAGCAAUACCCGUCAUGGUGGCCUUAACUGGGCAAAUGGAAGGCUUUCCAAGCCUAAUCGCCUCUCUAAGUUUGUCAAUCAUCUCCGAUCUUUACAUGAAGAUGCUGAGUUUAAAAUUAGUCUGAUGCUCGUUUCGUUGCACGAGAAGAUACCGAACUUGAAGCGGCCUUACCUAUGCUGUAGCCACACAUCAUCAGUUAGACACUUAUGCCAGUAUAUCGCAAUGCAGACAUCGGUUGAAGCUAGUGAAAUCGAGAUGCUUGUAAUAAAAGAUUAUCAUCGUCCAAAGGGAUCUUCGGUCUUAAAUCCUUGCCACAAUAAUGAGUUGCAGCUGCUGAACGACGAUCAAACCUUGGACGAAAUCAAUACAAAGUUUACGCAGCGAAAUCUGGUCUUAGCAUACCGACGAAAGGAGAACGGAGGCGAAGGAAAUUGAGUGGGAGAAGAACUAUAUGCAGGAAGAAGCUAUAUCCCUUCUGAGGUUUCUUGAUAAAACUACACAACAGUAGAUUUACUUGUAUAUUUUUGUUCCAGUUGAGUGGUUUUUUUGAAGUUAAAAAAUUACAUAAAAACCAAUUGUACUGUAAUGAAAUUUACUGUCCUUAAAUGUUUUUAUUUUUAUUUUCCUACAUAUGUAAUUGAGAUGGUGGUGGGGACUAUAUAGUAUAAGAUAAGUUUAAAAGGUUGUCCAUU
Erythranthe guttata (spotted monkey flower) is the source of this 1872-nucleotide messenger RNA. RefSeq names its product putative E3 ubiquitin-protein ligase RING1a. Lineage: Eukaryota; Viridiplantae; Streptophyta; Magnoliopsida; Lamiales; Phrymaceae. The record is from RefSeq and is a predicted model, not a curated record.